UUUGCUUUUUCCUCGUAAAAAGUGAAAGUUUAACGGAAAAAAUGGAAUCGACGCCUCCGCCAGCUCCUCGCCCAGUUCGUUACAUGCCCAGCUAUCGCAUGUGUUCAAAAAAUCCCUUCAAACGCGAACUUUGCGAAUACGAGAUGAAACGAAUUGUCGACCGGGAGAUGAGAAAUUAUAAAUAUGACAGCGAAACGGCAGAUCAAGUCUGUCAAACGCUGUGUGAUAAGAUCAAAGAAACCGUUAAAAAUCAUAAUUAUGAUCGAUAUCGAACAAUUGUCAUGGUUUCCCUUGGAGAAAAAGCUUUACAAGAUUUCGAUCAAAAUUUGGGAUUUUUAGUAGAUCCUGAAAACGACAAGUACGCCACCUAUGUUUUAGAUCGCCCGGAUCUGUUUGUUAUUGUUGCCGUUUAUGCUGUUUAUAAAGAAUAA
Molecule: messenger RNA, 431 nt
Organism: Culicoides brevitarsis
Lineage: Eukaryota; Metazoa; Arthropoda; Insecta; Diptera; Ceratopogonidae
Product: dynein light chain Tctex-type 5-A
Exons: 2
Coding region: 42-431 (129 amino acids)
Biological process (GO): microtubule-based movement
Cellular component (GO): cytoplasmic dynein complex; cytoplasm
Molecular function (GO): dynein intermediate chain binding
Source: RefSeq, a predicted model, not a curated record